UCCACCACACUGUUGGCACCCUUAGCGUGUGGCCCACGCUGUCGCGCGCUCUCUCUCGCUCUCAUGCAGUGUAUCGUGAGGGUGCGAGGGAGACAGGGCGAGGGGGCGGCGGAAUCACUCGACGAGUGACAGCCUGGCCUGGCACUCCCCGCCCCGGCUAAAGAGCCCCUUCGGCCUCCGGCCAGUGCGGCACGUACACCGUUACACCGCACCUGCACGGGCAGGGCAGAGUAGAGGGGGACCUCCUAGCACUGAAAUUCAGAGGCGGUCAAAAGUAUGACCGUUCUAUUUUCAGUGAGGGCAGAGCGGCAGUGCCACCCCCAAAGAACAUUACUACACCUACAUUGGAGCAAGACCGGCCACGACAACCCCUGCACCACUGCAGCUACACUGCAGUACGCCGAGGAUGGGGCCGAAAGCGCUGAAAGGCGGAGCCGCGGCGGCGUCAGCCUCAGCGGCCUGCCUGCUCCUCCUCGUCCUGCUCGUCGUCCUCGUCGCCGCCACCGAAGGACUGCGCUGCUACGUGUGCAACUCGAAGGCGGACAGCCGCUGCGCCGACCCCAUACAGACCGCGGAGGAGCAGGCCGAGGGCCAGGACAGUGACGCCGGUGACAACAACAACAACAAUUAUUACAACAACAAUAACAACCAGUACGACGACCAGAACGAGGGGCUGCGCAUGGUGGACUGCAAAGUGGCCCAGAGCGUUCGGCAGGCAAUGGAGGCGGUGAGUGGGCUGCUGUCGCACCUCGGGCAGCGCGCCCCGGGAGGCGGGGACGUGUGGGCCGCGGUGAAGGCUGAAAUGCGAGAAUAA
Messenger RNA from Thrips palmi, 814 nucleotides. RefSeq lists its product as uncharacterized. The transcript has 6 exons. The record is from RefSeq and is a predicted model, not a curated record. The coding region runs from base 407 to 814 and encodes 135 amino acids. NCBI's taxonomy places the organism in Eukaryota, Metazoa, Arthropoda, Insecta, Thysanoptera, Thripidae.